AUGUGUGAUAUGGGGGGACUGGAUAACCUGAUCGCCAACACAGCAUAUUUACAGGCCAGGAAAAGUGGAGAAGUCGAUGCCAAGGAGAUGCAAAAAAGGCGGAGGGCCCUUGAACUGCCAAAGAUUGAGGAAUGCACUGCAAUCAAGCAAUCCAUUACUAUGGACUAUGACAGCAUUUGUGACCAACAGCCUAUCGGCAAAAGUUUUUUCAGGGAAUUUCUGGAGACUGUGCCUGAAUAUUUGUUGGUUAGAGAGUUUCUGGAUGAAGUGACUAAUUGGGAGUUAGCAGAAGAUAAUAUCAAAAGCAGCCUCCUUGAGGGCAUGGUCAACAUGUACCUGAAGAAUGUCAGCAACAGCUACUUGAAAUUUCUCAGUGCAGACCUGUCCAGCAAGUGUCAGUCUGUGGCUAAGGAUGACUUUGAAAAAGUUAUGGAGUCAGCCAGAGACGAGGCCAUUACCUACCUUAAAGGGAAACCAUUUCAGGACUACCAAACUACUCCAUUCUUUGACAAGUUCUUGCAAUGGAAAGCCUAUGAGAAGCAACCUGUAACCGAAAAGCUCUUUGAUGAGUUCCGAGUCUUAGGAAAGGGGGGCUUUGGAGAGGUUUGUGCCAUCCAGGCGAGAAAUACUGGGAAGAUGUAUGCCUGUAAGAAGCUGGACAAAAAAAGAUUGAAGAAAAAAGGUGGUGAAAAGAUGGCUUUGCUAGAGAAGGAGAUCCUUGAGAAAGUCAACAGUCGUUUCAUUGUCACUCUGGCCUAUGCUUAUCAAAGUAAAACUGCUCUGUGUCUUGUCAUGAGUCUCAUGAAUGGUGGGGAUCUUAAAUAUCACAUUUACAAUGUAGGUGACAGAGGCUUGGAAAUGAAUAGGAUCAUCUUCUACUCUGCUCAGAUCACUUGUGGGAUGCUGCACCUUCAUUCCAUCAAAAUUGUCUACAGGGACAUGAAGCCAGAAAAUGUCCUCCUGGAUGAUAAUGGUCACUGCCGAUUGUCUGAUCUUGGCUUGGCUGUGGAAGUCAAGGAGGGUAAACAAAUCAACCAGAGGGCUGGAACGAAUGGAUACAUGGCUCCUGAAAUCUUAAAUGAAGAAAGUUACAGUUACCCUGUUGAUUGGUUUGCUAUGGGAUGCAGUAUUUAUGAGAUGGUUGCUGGUCGAACACCAUUCAAGGAUUUCAAAGAGAAGGUCAAUAAAGAUGAAGUUAAAAAAAGAACCUUAGAAGAUGAGCCUAAGUUUGAGCAUGCUAAUUUUGAUCAGCCAACAAAAGAUAUCUGUAAACUGUUCUUGGAGAAGAAACCAGCAAAUCGUUUGGGAAGCAGGAGCAAUGAUGAUGAUCCCAGGAAACAUUCUUUCUUCAAGACAAUAAACUUCCACAGGCUGGAGGCAGGCCUUAUAGAUCCUCCCUUUGUGCCCGAUCCAUCCGUUGUCUAUGCCAAAGAUGUUGCAGACAUUGCCGACUUCUCUGAAGUACGAGGAAUUGAAUUUGAUGACAAAGACAAGCAGUUCUUCAAGAAGUUUGCCACAGGUGCUAUUCCGAUACCUUGGCAGGAAGAAGUGAUUGAAACAGGAUUGUUUGAUGACCUCAAUGAUCCCAACAGAGUAGUUGCAGUUGAGAGCAAAUCUGGAGUUUGUUUGUUGUUAUAA
Sceloporus undulatus (fence lizard) is the source of this 1638-nucleotide messenger RNA. It is a transcript of the gene GRK7, whose product is annotated as G protein-coupled receptor kinase 7. Lineage: Eukaryota; Metazoa; Chordata; Lepidosauria; Squamata; Phrynosomatidae. Bases 1 to 1638 code for a protein of 545 amino acids. The record is from RefSeq and is a predicted model, not a curated record. Gene Ontology annotation, biological process: signal transduction; regulation of signal transduction; protein phosphorylation. The transcript has 4 exons. Gene Ontology annotation, molecular function: ATP binding; rhodopsin kinase activity. Gene Ontology annotation, cellular component: cytoplasm.